Molecule: messenger RNA, 1692 nt
Organism: Schizophyllum commune H4-8
Lineage: Eukaryota; Fungi; Basidiomycota; Agaricomycetes; Agaricales; Schizophyllaceae
Exons: 4
Coding region: 103-1482 (459 amino acids)
Source: RefSeq, a predicted model, not a curated record
GCAUUCCAGACCCUUCCUGGCGCCCGACAUGAUCCUUGUCUAUCCUGGUUAUAAACCACCUUCAUCUGCGUCGCCAUCGACAACAACAGCGAACUCACCGCCAUGGCCAUCGAUACCCCCACCAGCCCCAUGAGCCCCCUCUCCUCGUCCACCGAGCUCGACUCGGACGAGGGCGCCAUGUAUCUGAACGGCGCCAGCCACUCCUCAGACCCCGAUGACGAACACUUCACCCUCGAUCUCGACGACUCGAGCGACGAGUCCACCCCGGUUUCCGAAGCCGGCACCGACGCGGCGUCCACCUUCGACAAGGCGUCCAUCGCGGAGCUCGUCGCGCAGUACGGCUCGUCCUCCGCAACCGCCUGGCUCGAGUUCUCGCGCUACAAGAUCUGGCAGGCCCCCGCGCCGAUAGGGGGCUCGUCCUUCCCGCCCGUGCAGGGAUUCAUGCGCCAGGGGCCGUGGAUCUUCGCAUGGGGGAACCCCCUCGUGAGCACGCCCGCCGCGCUGGAGGCGACCGCGCGCGCCUUCGUGCAGUACGCGGCUGGCGCGCGCGUCGUCUGGGCGUGUGUCGACCACGCGAUGGAGGAGGUUCUGGGCGAGAAACUCGGCUGGAGCACGGUGCACUGCAUCUACGAGGACGUCGUCGACCCUCGGCGUGUCAUCGAGGUCGUUGAGGCGCCGGAGAAGAAGACGAAGCGCCUCGUAACCAACGCGAAGGGCAAGGAGGACCGCGAGCACGACGAGAUCGUGCGCGACCUCAAGAAGAACCUGCGCCGCGCGGAGAAGGCGAACAUCUCGAUCGAGGAGGCGCACGGCGAUCUGAAAGCCGCCGACCGCGAAGCUAUCGAGAAAGGCGUCGCGGACUGGAGGAAGCACCGGCAUGGGCUGCAGAUCGCGUCGACGACGCUGCAGCCGUGGUUGGAUCAGGAGCAUCGGCGGUACUGGAUCGCGCGGGACUCGCAGGGGAAGCCGAUUGGCAUCCUGAUCCUCACUCCCGUCCACAACCACCUUCACUCCGACCACAAACAUGACGACUCCAUCCCCCACCCCGAACACCCAGAGCACCCUUCCCAUUCCUCCAAGCACCCCGAACAUGCGCCCUGCGUCGCCUACCAGAUCAAGAACGCCGUCUCCUUCCCCGAUGCGCCGAAGGGGACGUCCGAAAAGCUUAUUUAUUCGAUGCUCUGCGACCUCGAUGCAGAGCAGAACCGGCGAGACAAGGCGGGCGAGAAGCACGACCGCAUCACGGUCACCUUUGGGAUAUCGGCUGCGGAUAAGAUGAGCGCUACGCACCAUCUUGGCGGUUGGAAGGUUACCGCCCUGUCCAAAACCUAUGCGAAGAUCGCAAAGGCAACUGGCCUCAUCAACCGCCUCGAGUUCCGCCGCAAGUUCGAAAGCAUCCACGAACCGAUGUUUGUGUGCUACCCGGAAGACGGCUUCGGACUCGAUGGGGUGAAGGCCCUGCUGAGGGCUCUGAAGAAGUAAAGGACGUCCACGAGGCUUUGGAACACUCAGCGCCUACAUCUCUGAGCGCCUGCGAUAACCUAUACUGUAUACGACUGUGACGACCUUAGAUUCGCGCCUCAACGGCGGUGUACUAUAUCUUUAUAGAGUGUAACAUAUUCUCGUACUGUACUGUAGUCUUUGUUGUAAUGCCAGACUUUUAGUCGGACUACACGUUGAGUGAUCUAGGCG